Salmo salar (Atlantic salmon) is the source of this 3749-nucleotide messenger RNA. RefSeq names its product MAM domain-containing glycosylphosphatidylinositol anchor protein 2-like. The record is from RefSeq and is a predicted model, not a curated record. Lineage: Eukaryota; Metazoa; Chordata; Actinopteri; Salmoniformes; Salmonidae.
UUCACAUUCUAACUGAUGUCCAUCACAUUGGCAAGAGAUAUGUUUGCAGGACUACUCCUCUUUAUAUCCAGUCUGUUGGCUGUAGAUGCAAUGAGUUGCGAUGAGAAGAACGUUUGUGCUUUAGUGGGAUCGUCAGUGAACAUGAGCUGCAAUUUCUCAAAUGAUGAUGACAAUUUGUUGUCAGAUAUUAGAAAUGUAUUCUGGUUUAACAAUGACAACAAGAAGAAAUGGAAGGACAAGACCAUUCCCGAGGACUUGACAGAUGACAAAGCGUAUUCCGGACGUUUUAAGUGGGUGUUUAAUAUUUCAGGACGGUUUAUAAAGCCCAACGCCUCCUUCUCUAUCACGAAAACUCUCCAAGUCAAAGAUCUAAGAAAGAGUGACACCGCUGUCUAUCGCGUUAUGGUUCCGUCAGAGAACUCCGGAUGGAAGUUCAUCAAAACUGGAAUCACUGUUACUGUCACAGCUCUUAAGGUGACAAAGGAUACAACCACUGUGAACAAAGGACAGAAGGUAACACUGACCUGUAGCACCACCUGUACUCUGAGUGACAAUCUCAAACCCAACUACAUCUGGUACAAGAACGGACAACAGCUUACCAACGCAAAGACCCUGGAUGUCAACCUGUACCUAGACCCAGUCAGCAGUCAGGAUGCAGGCAGUUAUAUCUGUGCUGUAAAAGACAGUGAGAAGCUCCACUCCCCUGCACUCUGUCUCCUUGGUAACUGUUGGGAUGUGACACACCAACACAAGACCAUCUGCGCCUUCGCCGGGACGAACAUUGAACUCCGUUGCAAUUACACAUACCCCAGUAAUCAAACCAUCACAGACAAAAUCUGGUCAAAAUCUGGUGUCAAAUACUUGGACUACAAUGACCGCGUAGAGUACCGUGGUAAGAAGGAAAAAGAUUGCACCCUGCGAAUCACAGACCUGAGAGAGAGUGACUCUGGUUAUUACAAAUUCACAUUAAAAACACAGGGGGUUCCAAAGUACAGUGAUCCAUUUGGGGUCAAACUGUCUGUCACAAACUUACAAGUAGAAGUUACUCCUCCUGUUGCAAAGGAGGGAGAUCUAGUCAUUAUCUCCUGCAUGACCUCUUGUCCAAACUUCAGUGACUUACUUUUGUACAAGAACAACGCCUCUGCCACUGCCACUGGCAAGUCCAAGACAAUGAUCCUUGAUGCAGUCAGCAGUCAGGAUGCAGGCAGCUACUUCUGUGUUGUAAGAGGCUUUGAGGAUUUUCCAUCCCUUGCUGCUACACUGGUUGUGAGAUAUGGCCCUAAGAACACUUCAGUGUCCGUUAGCGGUGAAAUAGAGGAGGGCAGUCUAGUGACUCUGACCUGCAGCAGUGAUGCCAUCCCACCAGUGAAGUCUUACACUUGGUACAUGAGGAAUGGGACUGAAGUGACCGUCUUACAGACAGGAGCAGGAAGAGACAAGUACAUCAUCCCCAGUGUCAGUCUGGGAGACAAGAUCCAGUACUACUGUAGGGCUGAGAACAACAUGGGAGCUCAGAACUCUACUGCCUUGGACCUCAACACAGGUGUGUUUUUUCCAGGGUCUGUCUUGGCUUCUGUACUGGGGGUGGUUGGGGUUGUCCUGGCUGCUAAAGCUUCAGUCGUCAUCUACUGUACACUGAAGAGGAGACGCACAGCAGGAAGUGGUGUCAGAGGAGGAAGGGGUGUCAGACCAUGUAGUUGUGUCAGAGGAGAAAGUGAUGUCCGAGGAGGAAGUGGUGUCAGAGGAGGAAGGGAUGUCAGAGUAGUAAGUGAUGUCAGAGUAGAAAGUGAUGUCGGAGGAGAAAGUGGUGUCAGAGGAGGAAGGGAUGUCAGAGUAGAAAGUGAUGUCAGAGGAGAAAGUGGUGUCAGAGGAGGAAGGGGUGUCAGAGGAGAAAGUGGUGUCAGAGAAGGUUGUGGUGUCAGAGAAGGAACUGGUGUCAGAGGAGGAAGUGGUGUCAGAGGAGGAAGUGGUGUCAGAGGAGGAAGUGGUGUCAGAGGAGGUUGUGAUGUCAGAGCAGCCACACAAACCAUCUAUUAUGCCAAUUACGAUUCCUCAAACUCAGAUGUGAGUGAGACGACCAGCGCCUGUAUCUAUGAAACCAUUGAUGAUAUACACCUAGACCCUGAUGAGUAUAAUGACAUACAGGAUGACGACUACACAGGUCUUCAGAGAGAUGCUUGCCCAUCCUUGUAUGACACCAUCCCCGAGAAAGCGUCACCACAGGACCUGGAAUGAAGGGUUACCUACAACACCAAACCAAAGCUAGGCCUUACAGCUUUUUUAUGCCAUUGGCUUUGUUACAGAAUCCCCCUGCAGAGGGCAUUGUGGGACUCAUUUCCAGCCUGCUUGUUGUUGUUUAUGUCUGGCUGGCGACAGGUAGUUUAGCUCCCCCUCACAUGAGUGAUAAGAUCACCUACAGCUCGUGGCUUCAGCCAAUCAGACUGUCCCCAUGCACACCAUACUCUGCCCAUGCACUGAUCAUGUGUAAGGGAAUUUUAAUGUUUGUGCUUUUCUUAUAACUCAUUUCUGUGUUGUAUUCAUAUGCUGUUCUAAUAACCAAUUUCUGUAUUCAUGCAAGUGGCUGACUGUACAAAUCCUCACUUAUCAUUAUCUGCAAUUUGGCAGUACGCCCAGACGUUGUUUUGAGAAGGAACGAAAUAUAUCUCAGUUUCAAGGUCUCAGCUUAGAGAGGAGAGGAGAAGCAUCGUGAGGUGUUGGUCUGUCACAUGUUAUGAACCAGUAUUGGUCGGUCACAUGAAUGGAACAAAACAGUAAUGAUUCAUUAAUUAUGCUAGAUCAUGCAAAUAUAUUUUGUCUGUUUAUAGCCAUACAUAAGACAGCUGCUGGCACUGCCCAGGGAGAGCUUCUGAUUGACAUGUGUACUAUGGUGCAUUGAGUUGGUUGGAACCUCUCCAGCACGCUGACAAUAAACAAUGAUUCAUAUAAGAUUGACUUAGAGUGUUCCUGUGUAAGAAUUUCCACGACACAUGCAUCCUGUGAUUGGUCAGAUGCUCCUAGCUAGCCCAGCACUGGCCAGUCAGGUCCGUUGCACGCUCUCUGAAGCUUCUAAGUAUUAGCAGGGCAUGAUGGGUGGACACCUGGGAUGCGCGAUUACAAAGUCAGUUGUUGCUGUUGUUAUCAUUGCAGUAUGAGUAGCAGUAUUCUAUGUAGUUCUUAUUCCUGUUGCUAUUAUGUUACUACUGAUAUUGUCUGCUAUGGUUAGUCACUGUUUACUACUUCCUGUUUCCUAUAUAUUUAAAUUCAGUCCUUGCUCUUGUGUGUUGCUGUGCAAUAGCGCCUACUAUUUCUAUAAUAUACAGUCCUUGCCAUUAUUCUUACUGUGCUGUUGCCAUGCAAGUCAUUCAUCUGGUGUUACGAUGGAACACAUGGUUAAUAGGUCAUUGUUCUUCUAUCACAUCUCCCAUUCUACCCUACUCUACAAAUAUCUAUUCAGGCCAGUGUAUUUAUGUCCUGUAUAGCAUAUUCAUUAUGUCUCUGCUUCUGUCCAUUACACAACCAUCCCCAUGUUCAUCUUCCUCAGUGUGUUUAAAUAAAGUUCCUGUGUGGUAAUUCUUGGGCUUCUUUACUCCACUCUAACAUGAGACGGUGUCAGUAGGUCACACAGCAGUAAAAUACGUAGUGCCAGGUCACUCUCUUUCAGGCAUGUUGAAUAUAAUGAUGUAAUGCUAUGUCUGGUUGGAUGUGAGGUUCUGUUAGAGCAUGGGAUUAAGGGUGAUGGGGGGGUUCUG